AUCCUACAAUCUGCAGCUACUCCGUAUAUCGUCUUGCAAUCCAACAGGAGGAGGUCUACCUGGUGCACGGUCUGUCCGCUGUAUCAUGAUUCGACAUAUUGAUCGAAACAAGGAGCUAUCAUGGCUUCGACGACCACCAUGACCAGUUGGAUUGAGCAGCUUGCUGUCUCACUCAUUCCGCCGACCACCAAAUCUACAGAUGUGCGCAAGUACAAAGACUCAUUCGCAGGCAAGAUUAAACACCACACUUAUGGACGGACUAAUCAAUUCGCCGUGACUGAGAAACUCACCGGCCUCGAGGAGAAACUUCAGGUUCUGAACCUGGACGAUGUGGCUGAGGAGAUCUACGCCAGACGAAUGGAAUUGAGCAGGCACGAUGAACGCUGGAUUCCGGAUGCUCUAGAUCUGUUGCUGCAUCUCUCGCAUAAACCUAUCAAAUAUGGACAAGCGGAAAGGCUCGAGAAGUUCAAUAAUCGCAAAGCAACACCUCCUCCGCUGAAGUGGGCCGAUAUCGAGGCUGAUGACCCGAUUGACCAUCAAGACAGUAUAUGGAGAAUACCGGAGUACAGUGACUUGAGCUCUGACGAGGACGACAUAGUCGCUUCAAGUGUGACCACGUCUCCAGCCAGUGUCAAACAAAACGACGCAGAUGGUGCUGUACUUGACAGAGUUCUCGAUGCGAAGGUUACGAACUACGGCCCAUCAUCAAGCCUGGAGCUACAAUCGGCACAAUUCUGGAAUCUCAAGGACGAAACUAUCCUGAUCACAGAGAGACAGGCGGUCCGUGAGGCACUGUUCAUGCUGAUUGGCCUUCCCACGGCGAUUUUCACAUUCGAUACUCGGACAAUCCGACACAAUCCUCGAUACCGCCUUGGUCGUCUCGAGAAGCAGACCUCAAACUCUAUUCUCGGAGAAAGUGCGUCGCUGGGAUCAAAGAUAGUACCUGUCCGUCAGUGGGUGCGAAGGUCACAAGCCGGAAGCGUCAUGCAGCUCAUCCAAAGCUGCAUACAAGAUAUCUUAGCAGACUUCGAGCGUGGCAUAUCCCUCAUGCAGCACGACAUGUUGCGUGAGACGUCUCCGGACGGAGUGGUCACCCUGAUGCAGACAUUGCACAUGAUUAAGAAGAAACGUAUGCUUCUCAAUGCGGUUUCAGCCAUAAUUCCGCAAUUGCCACAGGACGAUCCUGUUGCAGCUUUGAACACGCUGCACGAGCAUAUCGACUUCGCAUAUACAUGCUUCGACACCGUGGCUCUGGAGACGCUGUUGCCAAUAUUCUUGUCCGCACUCAGACUAUACGCAAAGCCUCUAGAUCGGUGGUUACGACAAGGCAAGAUUGAACCCCCCGACACGUUCUUCAUUUCGGAAAAGACGGGGCCACGAAAUAAGACCACUCUGUGGCACGACUGGUUCUCGCUGUCAGAAGACGACAACCUCACCCCCUCAUUUCUCAAGAAAUUCACCAGGCAAAUCUUCGCAACCGGCAAGACAGCUGCGUUUCUGCACCAUCUACAACCAUUAGCCCAGGACAACAACGACAACAACCACAGUCUCGAAGCAGCAAUAAUCGAAGUCACCAACCUGCUCCAAACAUCGUCAAUAUCUCUCUCAGCCACUCUAGAAGCAGUACUAGAUGAACAUCUAAGGAUACUACUCGCCACCACCACAUCAUCGCUAAAACAUACCCUCAACACAAACUGCGGCUUAACCCGACUGCUCGACGCCUUUGAUUGUUUGUAUCUCGCCAAGGACGGCGCCAUCCUCGAUACUAUCGAAACCCGUACCUUCAGCCAAAUCGACCGUUGCGCCGAAAUUUGGAACGACCGCUUCCUCGUCGCAGAGUCUCUGACCCAAGCGUAUCAGCACAUUCCCUGUAUCGACGCGGCCUCUAUAACCAUCGAAUCAAGCUACACCUCGUCACGCAGCAUGGAGGCUCGUCGCCGCUCAGUCAAAAUUCUUGGAUCCAUGACACUUCACUAUCAUCUCCCCUGGGCGGUAGCGAACAUUAUUCCACUUUCGUCGAUCGCGUCGUACCAGCGCAUUGCCCUGACGCUCGCGCAAAUGCGGCGCGCAAAGUACGUCCUCGAGCGCCGAGCGUACUGGUAUGUCGGUAAUAUACCGUUAGGAAGUCAGAACCGUGAUCAGAGACUAGCGCAGACAGUGUACGCUGCGCUCGCGGGCUUUGUGAAUAUUCUCUACGCACACAUCACGGCGUGUACGAUUGAGCCGAUCACAAGAGAUAUGCGUCUAAGUUUGAUUGCAAGUGCGACGGGCAGCGUGGACGAUAUGAUCGCAGUGCAUGGCCGGUAUAUUCGCGACCUCGAGCUGGCGUGUCUUUGCAGUCCACAAGUGAAGCCUCUCAGGGAUGCGAUGGUCAGUGUGCUGGACUUGUGUAUUCGGUUUGCAGACCUUGUGAGCAUGAGCUCGCCGACACUGGCAGCGCUGGAACGUUCACGUAAGGGCUCGACGGACUGUGAAGCCAGCUCGUUCAUUUCGGCGAGGAGUCAGCGGCAGCGAAGGAGAAGGCGUGGACGUAGUCAUGCCCAAAACGACGAAUCGUCGUCUUCUGAGGAUGAUGACGAAGAUGAGGACGGCGAUGGUAUGGGCGAGGGAUACUCGACAUUUAUCCUGGUUGGAGAUACGACGGUUGUGCAGGAGAUAGCUACCAUUCGGGAAGAAUUCAACAGGCAUGUGCCUUUCCUGAUGGCUGGACUUCGAGGCGUGGCUAGGAGUUCACGUGAGGUCGGCGAAGGGUUGGAACUGCUUGCGGACAGUCUUGAUGGGCUCUUUCCGAGGAAGAGGGAUCACCUUUAUUGAGACAUUACAUCGGCUAGUGAGGUCGCAUGCAUAAAGUCUCCUCCAACGUCCGAAUUGGAUCUGUCCAAUGUCGGCAUAUGGUUCAUAUCACGAUGUUCUCUGCCACUUUGUGUCCUCCGAUAGGUCGCCUCCGUUAC
Messenger RNA from Exophiala viscosa, 2951 nucleotides. RefSeq names its product Spc98 family-domain-containing protein. The transcript has a single exon. Gene Ontology annotation, biological process: microtubule nucleation; meiotic cell cycle; cytoplasmic microtubule organization. The coding region runs from base 121 to 2814 and encodes 897 amino acids. Gene Ontology annotation, cellular component: gamma-tubulin complex; mitotic spindle pole body; spindle pole. Gene Ontology annotation, molecular function: microtubule minus-end binding; gamma-tubulin binding. Lineage: Eukaryota; Fungi; Ascomycota; Eurotiomycetes; Chaetothyriales; Herpotrichiellaceae. The record is from RefSeq and is a predicted model, not a curated record.